This is a messenger RNA of Cynoglossus semilaevis (tongue sole), 2053 nucleotides long. It is a transcript of the gene c16h19orf85, whose product is annotated as chromosome 16 C19orf85 homolog. The record is from RefSeq and is a predicted model, not a curated record. The transcript is spliced from 2 exons. Lineage: Eukaryota; Metazoa; Chordata; Actinopteri; Pleuronectiformes; Cynoglossidae. The coding region runs from base 322 to 1698 and encodes 458 amino acids.
UUUAAUUCCUUAAAGACUGGCGUUAUCGAUAAAGAUGAAAAGAAAAUAUUGAAAUUCUAAUUAAUUCUAAAUUUAAUUAACUCCCACGCCCCAUUUUGGGAACCACUGGUCUAUACUAUGAUCAAGACAGGAACCACCUGCUGUAUAUAUAGUAUUUAUAUUAAAAAACUGGGCGUGGUGUCAAAUGUAUUCAGUCAAAUACGCACAGAUAAAUAUAUGUCCUUGUUUUUGAGUGAGUGUGACCUCUAGUGGUAGAAGAUUAUUGAUGAUUUCAUCAUUUUAAUUUCAACCUCCUGUCGUUAGAACAGCACACCCUCAGCCAUGCGACCGUACCUGUCUUUUACUCUCGAGCCCGAAAUGGAGCAAGCGGUCCCCUGGGGUCGUGACCUCUACACGUUUGUAACUUCAGCAGCAGGUCACAUGAUGAGGACCCUCCAGAAACCCCGGAAGAACCGACCUUCCAAACGGCAGGGCAACCACCGCCGCUUCCUGCACAACAUGAUUCAGAGGAAGUUUGCAGACAUUGAAGCAGCUAACCACCGUCUGGCCUCAGCUCUGUAUUUCAAGGAUGAGCAAAACAUUUUAACCUCAUUCCAGUCGCAGAAGCCGGCAGCUGCUGGCUCGUCUGAGAGCCAACAAUCACAAGAUGCAGAGAAAGACAAUGUUCUCAAAGAGACAGACGACAGCAUCAGGUCUCCAGACGUCUCUGAGGACACACAUCAAACUGAGAGCGGUGACAAAAACGGAACACACCCUUGGGAAACACCUCCGAUGUUACAGUCCGAGACUAGAACCAGUGGGAUGGUCAACGCAGUCGACGACAGACAGACUGGAGAGAGUGGAACUCAUUCACAGGUGGAACUCACAUCCGUUAGCUCACCACUAGGGACAGACCUCCACCCUGGACCAGGUGUCUUUUACAGUGAACGUUACGACAGCGAGAAUCUGCUGACAUCAGUCGACGGCCUCUCAGAAGACAACGUAGAAGCGUCUCUGGAGAAGUCUCUGUCGUCCUCUCCGGAACUUUCUCCUCUGUCUCUGGACUCCUGUGAUUUCUCUGCCCACAUGUUCACAGACAUCUCCUCCUGUGCUCAGACUCAUCAAAGCAUCGGCGACUUGGCAGAGAGUCCCUGGGCUGACAUCAUCGACCUGUUCGGCAUUGGAAAGGACUCUUCAGGCUGCCUGGACGACGGCGACGAUCAGAGCGCCCCUGCAGGCGGAGGUGACAAUGAGCAGGAGAUUGAGCCCGAAAACCAGUCAGAGUGUUUUCCACAAGCCACGUGCAGCAACAUGUGUCAAACUGAAGAACUUCGUCACAGCACUGGAGAUUGCACUUAUGAAUAUUUACAUAGUUACCAUGACGACCAAGGGCAAACCACAACUGUGGCAGCGGAGCCUGGCUUCACCGAGAUUAGAACAUCUGAAGCUGUCCACAUCGACAGCCUUCAGAUUCUCACCCCCAGCAGGUGGCACUACGACAGCACUGACCUUCAGUCCAAAGCCUUCAGCGACUGUAUGCAGGAAAACUCCACACCUUUUGAGGGAGUCGCACAGUCAUUCUCUGUGUCUCUACAUUAUCCUCAGCAUCGGACAAUACCAACACCACCCCGUGAGCAUGAGUGGAUGUUCCCCGACAUCCUCAAAGACGGAGAGUCGCCGCACGCUGAGGAACCAGGAUGUGAAUAUCCUGGUCUAUGACUUUGGUGGUCGCAACUCCAGAAUAAAAUUAUUUAUUUAUUUAUUUAUUAUAUUAUUCACCUUUAAUCUGAAAUCGAACUCUUGUUGUUUGGCUUUAUUCUAGUGAGCACAUUUACCCAAACCACUGUAGGUUUGAUGCUAAAAACCCAAAAAAAACCUGAUGAACUUGGCUUUAGACCCUGGAGAACAUUGCUACGCAGCUGGAUUUGAACCGUGACCUUAUAGGAAGAACUCCCCUCCCUGUCCACUGAGCUGCAGCAGGUGACUCUGAGUGGACUUUGACAUGUAAACUAUUCGGGUCGUCUAUAAAGAUCGUCUGUUUGUAACUGUCUAAAGAUGUGUCAUAUAAUCUUAA